AAAGAAUUCAAAUGACAGGCGCUAAAUGAAUGCAAGGAUUUGCUCAUUUAUCUGUUCCAUUUAUUGAGGUACCUGGCAUGAACAGUCACUGGGGUCUGGGGGGUGUUUUCCCCUUCAAAUUUCAGCAUUUACUCUUCAGUCUUCACCACAUAUCUCUCACCUCACAUGCAUCUCUUAACCACAAAUGAUGAAACCCCAACUGCAUCUGCAUUUCCAACCCUUCCGCGCCAUCAUAUUAACCCUACUUUUCUUGAAUUCCAGGAUGAGAAUCUUCCAUGGGGCGGCUUCAGAAACAAUCGGGCUGAAUCCAGUGAAAGACAUUAACUUUGAUGUAAUGGUGAAAAGGGGUUGUGCUGGAAUGACCAGCGAGUGCCCUGCCAUGGCUUUGGUAGAGGAGGAGGAAGAAGGAGAGAUGAAUUCUGAGAGCAAUAGGAGGGCUUUGUUGGUGCGUAGGAGGUACAUUAGCUAUGAAACUCUAAGAAGAGAUAUGGUGCCUUGUGAUAUACCUGGUGCUUCCUACUACUACUGCAAGGGUCCUGCUAAAGCUAACUCCUACAACAGAGGCUGUGAGAUCAUCACAAGAUGUGCCAGAGAGGUCAAUGGCAUCCAUUCUUGAGCAGUUGUGUUGUAAAGAAAUGAAAUUGAUUGUGCUGUGCAAGAAUGCCUAACAUCUGAAGUCACCAUUAUCAAUUUUUCAUUCAGUCCCAUAGCAUAUGUACAUAGCCUUUACCCCUUAAUCACAGCUCUAGUGAAAAUGCAGUUAAGAUUAUCGAUCUUUCGAGCAUGUUCAUGGUGGCCAUAAUAGGCAAUGGUUUCAAGGAAUCCCUCCGGCUUUGUAUUUCAGCUGGGACUAUAGAAUAGAUCUAGUAAUAAUGUAAUGAUUUGUAUGUAAACUACUUUAUGCAUUUACUUGUCCAAAAACCAAUUAACCAAAUACAUUAUGCUCCCUCCAUUGCAACAAACACAGAGUUUUUUUUCUUUCUGAAAUGCAAAGUUAUAUUUACAUGCAUUUCGGGGAAAGAGUCCCGAAAACAACUAAUUUAAUCGAAAUUCUAGUUAAU
Molecule: messenger RNA, 1061 nt
Organism: Cuscuta epithymum
Lineage: Eukaryota; Viridiplantae; Streptophyta; Magnoliopsida; Solanales; Convolvulaceae
Source: the annotation of a GenBank genome assembly